Molecule: messenger RNA, 1340 nt
Organism: Terrapene triunguis (Three-toed box turtle)
Lineage: Eukaryota; Metazoa; Chordata; Testudines; Emydidae
Gene: HS3ST1
Product: heparan sulfate-glucosamine 3-sulfotransferase 1
Exons: 2
Coding region: 202-1149 (315 amino acids)
Molecular function (GO): [heparan sulfate]-glucosamine 3-sulfotransferase activity
Source: RefSeq, a predicted model, not a curated record
CGGCGUCUCUGUUCAUGGCACAGCGGGGCGGCCCCAGUUGCAGGAGCCCGGCCGACGGCUCGGCGUCAGGCGGUGACUGCUCUACUUGAAAAAUACGUGCUCAGUCAGCAAAAGGAACACUACUUUUCAAAACUGUUCUAUGUGGAAAUCAAUCCAUGCCCUAUUACCUGGUUGAGUGAAACCAGAUUAAGAACUUCUGCCAUGGCAGCACUUCUACUAGGAGCUUUGCUGCUUAUUGUUCAACCUCAUAUAGUGCCUUCCAGACCAGCUGUAAUUUCUAAGGCUGAGGCCACUUCUCAAUCUGUUCAGAAAGAGCUUUUAAAGAAAACAGUUCUCAAAAAUGACUUCAAAGGAAACAUUCAUUUUAAUGGAUCUUGCCAGCAGCUACCACAAACUAUCAUUAUUGGAGUAAGAAAAGGUGGAACAAGAGCCUUAUUAGAGAUGUUGAGUCUCCAUCCAGAUAUUGCAGCAGCAGAAAGUGAAGUCCAUUUCUUUGACUGGGAGGAUCAUUAUGGAAAUGGAUUGCAGUGGUAUAUGAAUCAAAUGCCAUUCUCUUAUCCCCAUCAGAUCACAGUGGAAAAAACCCCAGCCUAUUUCACUUCACCCAAAGUGCCUGAAAGAGUUUAUAACAUGAACCAGUCAAUGAGACUACUCCUUAUUUUAAGAGACCCAAGCGAGAGAGUACUAUCUGAUUACACCCAAGUGUUCUAUAAUCAUGUACAAAAGCACAAGCCGUAUCCAUCCAUUGAAGAAUUCCUGAUUAAAGAUGGUGAACUCAAUGUGGACUACAAGGCAAUAAACAGAAGCUUAUAUUACUUUCACAUGCAAAACUGGUUGAAGUAUUUUCCUCUUGAUUGCAUUCACAUUGUAGAUGGGGAUAAACUAAUCAAAGAUCCUUUCCCAGAAAUAGAGAAGGUAGAGAGGUUUCUAAGGUUGUCACCUCAAAUAAAUGCUUCAAACUUUUACUUCAAUAAAACGAAAGGCUUCUAUUGCCUAAGGGAUAGUGGUAGGGAACGUUGUUUACAUGAGUCAAAAGGAAGAGCACACCCUCAUGUAGAUUCUCAUUUACUUGAUAAACUGCAUGAAUAUUUUCAUGAACCUAAUAGGAAAUUCUUUGAGCUUGUUGGCAGAACAUUUGACUGGCACUAAUUUGGGUUAAGUUAUUGAUACGCUUCAGAGCCUAAGUUUCAGUGUACGCUUAGAAAUUAUAUAAAAAAGGGCAUUUAAGCUAUAAUUUAUUUGUAAAAUCCAUAAAUACUUCUGUACAGUAUUAGUUUCACAAUUGCCAUAUAAACUAGUUAUAUUUUUCUACUUGUUAAAUUUGAAGACAUUUUGUAUUG